Molecule: messenger RNA, 1586 nt
Organism: Mangifera indica (mango)
Lineage: Eukaryota; Viridiplantae; Streptophyta; Magnoliopsida; Sapindales; Anacardiaceae
Product: U-box domain-containing protein 62
Exons: 7
Coding region: 162-1352 (396 amino acids)
Biological process (GO): protein ubiquitination
Molecular function (GO): ubiquitin-protein transferase activity
Source: RefSeq, a predicted model, not a curated record
GGAUUAUUCUUAAAACCUUCCUUCACUUCUAUUCACGUCGUCGUUCAGCUCUCUCUCUCUCUCUGUAAUCCGUGUCUUUGCAAUUCAUCCCCAAAUGUAAAAACCCUAGAAUCCACACUCUCACUCGAAUAAACCUCACUUUCUGCAGAAUCAAACGUUCAAUGACCUCCGAAGAAAUCUCCAUCAACGGUCUAAACUCACAGCUCGUAUUUCAAGACGAUGCCUUGCGCUUUAACUGUCAGCAGCAGCAACACCGGGUUGGUGAUCCGGGUCCGAAGACCCGGGAGCUCACUGGUUUCAUCGACGACAAGAUGUUCUCCGUCGACCGUGACCGUUUUUUCCGAUCUCAAUCGGCAAUUUACGACCCCCAACCCCACGACCGCAGGGACACACGAGGCACGCGAGACUGGAACGGCCACGCCACGUCACCGAGCACCGAUCAGUCUGACGGCGAGGAAGACGAUAUUGACGAUGAAGAUGACGAGGCUGAUGAUGAUCUAAUAGAAGAUGGCCACAACAACAAGAAAAAUAACAAUACUAGUUGUAGUAAUAAUAAUAACAAAAAUAAUAGUGCGAAUUGUAGUGUGAUAACGGGUGCAGUGGAUAAGACGAAGAAUGAGGGGUUUAUUAAAAAUGGUAAUGGGGUGCAAACGGUUAAUAAUAGUAUGGUGACGGUGGCGGAGGUGGAUGGUGACGUGUACUAUUCCCAGUAUUUGCAAGGAAGUAAUGAGGGCUCAUCUGGGUCUGGACAGAAGGAGUGUGUUGUGGUGGAUAAUGGUUGUGGGAUUAGUGGGUCUGGAGAUUCUUUAAGGGCCAUUUUGUCUGAUCCUGUCACGGGAGCUCUCAUGGAUGAUGCGAUGAUAUUGCCUUGUGGACAUUCUUUUGGAUCGGCUGGAAUACAACAAAUUCUUAGAAAUAAAGCUUGCUACACCUGUUCACAGCCUGUUUCAGAAGACUCAGUAGCUCCAAAUCUAUCUCUCCGAGCUGCUGUGCAGGCAUUUCGUAGAGAAGAAGAAUUACUAUAUUACCGCUCAUCUAAGAGAAGAAGAGAAAGGUUUGACCAGGACAAGGGUAAUUUUGGUGAUUCUUCUGUAAUGGAACCUCCAAGGGGUCGCGGUGUUCAGUUUCCGUUUGCUGUGACAGAUCGGGUUAUCAUAAAGGGGAACAAAAGGACACCACAACGCUUUGUUGGACGUGAGGCUGUUGUUACUACACAAUGCUUAAAUGGAUGGUAUGUGGUGAAGACGUUGGACAAUGCAGAAAGUGUAAAACUGCAGUAUCGCUCACUCGCCAAGGUUUCUGAUGAUAUAUCAAAGCCAAUGUCAAGCAAGAUGGCACCAAACUGGCUCUAGACCUGCUGUAAAGAAAAUACUUAAUACAGGGAUGUGGUACUUUGUUUAAAAUAUGCCACACUUCAAAUGUUCAAUCUAAUUCUGCUUCUGUUUGUAUGGUCACUGCCUUUCUUUUUCAUCUUUUUUUGACAAUCAUUCUAAUGUCUUGUAAAUUAUAGAAAAGCCCUUCUACAUUAAUCUGAGGACAAUAAUGCACUUGAGAUCACAGUGGUACAUAAAUCGAUUUUGAUCCAA